Molecule: messenger RNA, 4732 nt
Organism: Hemicordylus capensis (graceful crag lizard)
Lineage: Eukaryota; Metazoa; Chordata; Lepidosauria; Squamata; Cordylidae
Gene: PEX10
Product: peroxisomal biogenesis factor 10
Exons: 6
Coding region: 40-1023 (327 amino acids)
Biological process (GO): protein import into peroxisome matrix
Cellular component (GO): peroxisomal membrane
Molecular function (GO): zinc ion binding
Source: RefSeq, a predicted model, not a curated record
GACGUCAGGUGUGCGACGGCCAGACUGGGUGACGGAGUGAUGCCGCUGUCUCGGGAAGCUGGGCCGGCGCGGCUCGUCCGCUCCGCCCAGAAGGAUGCUCUGUACCGAGGGGCGCUGAGGAGCGGAGCCGGCGCCGCUGUGGGGGGCCUGGCCGGUGCGAAAACCUGGUUGGAAUGGCAGAAGGAAGUCGAACUGCUAGCUGAUCUGGCCUAUUUCACCCUCACUACCCUUUCAGGUUAUCAAACUCUUGGUGAAGAAAACGUCAAUAUCAUCCAGGUGGACCCAUCUGGGAGAAGAGUUCCUUCUGUACUCCGACGAGCUAUCCUGAUUUCUUUGCAUGCCGCUUUGCCCUACUUCUUAGACAAAGGAUUAGUACACCUGGAACAUGGCCUUCAGACAGAUCCGGAUGAGACGGGGAUUCUGCAGAGUAGACCCAUGGCUGGAUCGUGGGGCCGGACUCUAGUGAGGAGCUGGUUGCAGAAUCAUCUUGGCAGGUUAACGGAACAGCAGAAGAAAAUACUCUUUUGGGCUGUCUGUGUCCUCAGGCAAAGUAUCCCGCUGCUGUAUCGGUUGCACAUGGCCAUCUUUUACAUGAACGGCUUCUUCUACCACCUCUCUAAAAGGAUGGCAGGGAUCACAUAUCUGCGCUUUGCGGGAUUGGCUGGAGACGAGCAGAGCGUCCGGUCGAGUUACAGGCUCCUUGGGAUCAUUUCCCUCUUGCAUCUGGUGUUGACCGUCGGCAUCCACGCGUACAGCUUCCGGCAGAGGCGGAGGGCCAGACACGAAUGGAAACUACACCGAAAUCUCUCCUACCAGAAAGCUCAGACUGAAGAGACACUUCUUCCUCGCCGUUCUCGCUGCACUCUGUGCUUAGAGGAACGCCGGCAUGCCACCGCCACCCCUUGCGGCCACCUCUUCUGCUGGGAAUGCAUCACGGCCUGGUGCAACACCAAGGCUGAGUGCCCACUCUGCAGAGAGAAAUUCCAUCCACAGAAGCUGAUUUAUCUGCGGCACUAUCGGUGACAGCUUUGCCCAGCUCGAGGCCGGACUAUGAAGCGUUGGGAGCCAGCAAAAAAAAAAAAAAGCUACACCUCUUGACCAAGUGCAAGACUUUUAUUUUGAUAUUAAAUCACGGCGAUAAAACAGAUGGAGCAGCUCACCACUGCUGCUCUGCCUUUACAAGGAGAUAGGAACUUGUCAAUUACAAAAUAAACACCUGAUAUUGAUCCUCUCUCUUUCUCCCUCCCUAGUAUAAGAGGCUACCCAAACUCCAGUAAACCUUCUUAGCUCUUGCUGGCAUCCGCUGGACUCUCCAGCUAAUGGGAAUGUAUGUGUUUCUCUGCCGGAGAGGCAGCUGAAGAUUAACUUACGUGGUUUUGCUACCAAUGAACUUCCAGAGCAUUGUGAAGCCGGAAUCAAUUUAUAACUUAACUAUCUUUGCAGGGAGGGUGGGAUCUCUACCAUCAAGCAAAUAAACUAUGGCUGUUUUUAAUUUUUAAAAAGACCCUGAAGUUCUGAAUCAGAAGAAGUACCCUGUGAUUGGAAACAAUUUCUGAAGUAGUCUCUUAAGAUGUGGAUAACUUUAAACUUGGGCCAUGAGGAAUAGAAUAAUACAAACUGUAAUCCAAACACCUUGUGGAGAGGGGAGUGGCAAAUACAAGAGCCAAAGCUGCCAUGAAAAUAUUCUCUCUCAUACCGACUUUCCUCUAGGGAUGUGCAAAGAAUUCCACCGAAUCAAUUUGAAUCGAAUCGGCUUGCACAGAAUGGGAUCCGUUCAAAUAGAUUCAAAUUCGUCUGAAUUCGAAUUUGAGCAAAGUUUGUUUUGAAUUCGCUGGAACGCAACUCAGUCUGAACAAACCCCAUUCUGUGCAAGCAGAGUCAAUUCCAAUUUGAAUCGAUUGGGUCAGGUUUUUUUGCACAUCCCUGCUUUUUUCAUUGUCUCAUGCAGUCCUAGAGUAAUUUACACAAAGACUGUUACAGAAAGGUGUUGAUUUAAGAGAGCCGUUUCAGAGGAUAAUUAAAUUCCUUCUGGUUAUUUGCAAACUACACUAACCACCUAUCCUGCUGCAGACCACACACAGAAAUCCAGCGUGUAAAUGCACAUACUCCUCAACUCACACCCAGACUUGCAACAGCAUGUACUUUCCUAAAACCUUGGCUCAGACCCGCAUGAAGUUAAGCCUGACUGACUAAUUAAACCCAGAACUUGCUCCCACCUGAAGAACUGUCCUGCAGAUCAGGCUUGUUAAUUACAGUUUACUCCCUUUCUCUGGUCAUCUGUGCAGUAUGUUUUAUAUCGUGGUGGCACAACUGGGACCCUCCUGCUGAUGCUGGGCUGAAACUCCCCAUCAUUCCUAUCAGUUGCUGUGGGCAUGAUGGGAGGUGUAGUCCAAAACAGACUUUUUGUGCCGUAAUGCUGAGAAGGGAGAAUUAAUCCAUAUGGCACAGAAUAUUUCCUAGUUAUCACUCUGCCAAAAUACAGAGUUGACAUUUCCUAAAGAUUCUAUAAGCAACCACUACCAGUGCUUUCAGUUCGAACUUUGUAUAAUAGUCCAAAGAAUUCAUUUUGACAGAUUAGAACUCAAAUACACAAUUCCCCGUGAUUUAUGUAUGCUCUUUGGAGGGGAGGGUGAGAGAGAAUUCACACUUUUAACUCCUUCAAGUUGGUUUUAUAAAGGACUACUAAACCCAAGAAAGGGACACCUGUCUUUUAAUAAAGUUUAGAAUUUAUAAAGUCACUUCAUAAAAUUGUUCAGAGUCAUGUCACAUCAAAAAUGAAGUUUUACAUGCAGGCCAUUUAUUUCUGUAUUUUUCUCCACAGGAAAAUCAGAAGCUGUGUUAAAAUCCACAAAAUCUUGGCCACCAUGGCCAGCCUAGAUGCAUCUUGGAAGGGACUACUUGAAGCAAACUUAAUUUAAAAAAAAACACCCAAAAAACUUUUAAGUGUCAAUGAAAUGUGACAAAAUACUCUCCACCUAAUUUUAUAGGUAUAUAUAUAUAUAUAUUUAUAUUUUUUUUCUAGGCCUUCAGCCAAAAACCAAACAGAAACCGAUAGCUGAGAAUAAUAUUGAGUCGUCACAAAAAAAACCCAUCAAAAACCAACCUCUCUUUCAAGCUGCACUGGGGGAAACGAGCAUUGGAAUCCAAAGCAGAUUGGCUACAGAAGUGACAUCAGUUACUCUUCCGGGGUGGGGGGGAGAAUCAAGCAUUUAGGGUAGGUUUAUGUUAACUGCUUGAGUUUCCAUCGAAGUCCCAUCAACUUAGAGCUUAAGUGGGUCUCCUAGCCGAAUCUAGGGCGUUACAAAGCGGAAAUUGCCAUCAGUGGGACUCAUUUUCCUCCAUGACUGCACACAAGAUCGCCUUUUGGAAUUGUACAGGUUGCACUUUUGGAUAGAACUAUACAGGGCCAGAAAAAGACACAGUCCCCACACGAGGCUGCACCGUGGGCCUCAAGAUGAAUCCUGCCUUAAAAUUCCUCCCCAUAUUACUCUGCCUCCAUGUACAUGGACAGGUCGGAAGUGGCCAAGGCUGGCUCCCUGAAAGGCUUGCAAAUCGCCACCCAAGUCCUAGAGUUUGUGGAUAUGUCGGAGCCAACUCUGAGGGGUUUGCCUGUGUGCGGGGCACACAAUGUCUUCCGUCUGCAAAAAGACGUGAGCACUCUUGGGGCUGGAGGAAGACCGGCCUGCUUAAAGAAACUCAAAAACGGGGCAACGGUGUCAGUACUCUCCUGCAAUUCUGAUUAAAAGACCACCAAAAAAAAGGGCCCAACCCUCAAUAUAAAACCAGGAAGGGGGGGGGGGAUGCAGCUUCCUAGUCACUGCCCUCUUAUCGAGGAUUUAGUAUGAAGGAAAGAGAGGCAUUGUUACAAUGGCUCAAAACCAUUUUCUUUUCUUUUUUUAAUUAUGAUGUAGGGAGUUGGUCAGCAGGCUGGGUUUGAUUUCUAGCUAGCGAAGGUCUUCCCCACUUCUUCCUUCCCUUUGUAUUUCCUUUUGCCAUGUGUGAAGGGUAUAUAUCGGUAUUUUAUCAUAUGCUGCAAUGAAAGAGAAAACAAAGUGUUCAGGGCACACCCACAAUAAUUCCCCAUCCACCAAAUGCUCAUUGACAGGGGUGAAGAAACGUCGGCUCAGGCUGUCAGCCAGACAAAAUAUUUUACUCGAUGCAGCAAAUUUUGCAUAUAGAUUUUCCUCCCCCCGCCCUAGAGAUUUUCAUGCUAAAUGUUACUAAACCACACAUUCCUGCAAGAUAUGCUCAACUUUCAUUAUAUAUAACGGUGGCAAGAUUCCUCUAUGCUUCCUGCUGGAAAACAAAUCUGAUUCAGUCUUUAGACAACUGGUAUCUUAAACUUUGCAAUUAUGCAUCAAUGGAAAUUACUGCAUAUAUUGAGGACAAUUUUUCCCCCUGAGACACGGGAGCCAUUUAUUCAAUAUAAUAUAUCACAGGGUUUGACUCCUCAUCCAAGAUCUGGUUUCUUUUUGGAGAGAAAUUUAAUGCUGAAUGCUCUGUGUGGAUAACAGGUGCACUAAUUAUUGAUCUUACUGUUAAUAUUUUUAAAUUUGCAGCCAUUUAUCUUUCAGACUGGAGAAGGGGAGAGGGAGAUGGGGGUGGAAAGAAUUCAGAUGGACGUAUACUGAUUGUAAUCGCAUUGUUUGAUCACUUUUUGUUUUUCUUGACUUUUUUGCUUUUCUUAUGUUUCUCUGUUUAUACUAUAAAUAAAAACAAACUCAUCAAGCUA